Molecule: messenger RNA, 2832 nt
Organism: Acanthoscelides obtectus
Lineage: Eukaryota; Metazoa; Arthropoda; Insecta; Coleoptera; Chrysomelidae
Source: the annotation of a GenBank genome assembly
AUGCGGCUGUUUUAUAUAUCCACUCCACAACUCACUCCGCUCUCGGAAUGUCCGGGUGGAGGGUGGGCUCGAGGGAACAACAUCGAAGAUAAAAUUUGUUUUUCGAACAUCUGCGGGAUCAACACCAACAUUAAUGCUGUUCAUCACUACCUGCAAUCCAAUCGUCCCGCCGUGCUUUUCUUGGCGGAGACAAAAAUCUCAGAGACUGCACCGAUUAACCAUCUCAACUUCCCAAACUACGAGAACGGGGGAGUUGUGGCUUUUGUCCGCAGCAGUCUUGCCUGCUCCAGGGAUCUUUCUUUGGAAUCAGACCGGAAGGACAUUCUGUGGCUUCGCCUCAGCUCCAAAACAUCACCCAAAUUUAUUUGCUGCCUUUAUGGCUCUCCCUCGAACCAUAACUGGGAUGACCUACUCGAAUACCUCGCCGUCCAGAUCGACUUCCUGAACAUCAAUCAUCCCGCUUCAGAGGUAGUUCUUCUCGGUGAUUUCAAUGCCCAUAAUGAGCUUUGGUUGGGCUCAAAUAAGACCGAUGCAGCAGGUCGUGCAGUCGAAGCGUUCGCUCUUACUCAAGGGCUGACCCAGCUGGUCACGAGCCCUACUUUUUUCCCCCGCGUCUCGUCACACGCCAGUAGCCUGCUGGAUCUCUUUCUGACCACGCAUCCUGCCCCUUACAGCACUGCUGUCCUGUCCCCCCUGGGUAACUCAGAUCACGGUGUUGUGGAGGUUAGGUUUCGGUCAGAAGCCGCUGUGGCAGCAGAAACUCGCACAGGCCGCAAAACUUGGCAUUACGGACAUGCCGACUGGGAGGGGCUCAGAGACUUCUUCUCUAGCUUUCCUUGGAGAGAUGUCUGUUUCACUGACGCGGAUGCGUCGACUGUCUGUUCUUCAAUAACCGAAAUUAUCCACGUCGGAAUGGAGGAAUACAUCCCUCACACAGUGAAAGUUCCUAAACCAGGGUCCAACGGCUGGUUCAACAAAUCGUGCGACACUGCUCGCCACCAGAAGAUCAAGGCCCACAGAACCUACUUACAAAACCCCACUGUAGAGAACAGACAAGCCGACGUCGAGUCCAGAAACAAAUAUAACGAAGCGGUUCGCAAUGCCAAAAACCAGCAUGAUAUAAAAGUUAGGCACAGGGAAAUGUCGCAGCGCAAUGGCAGUCGGUCUUUCUGGACGCUGGCCAAGCAGAUUGAAAAGAACUUCUCACACAGUAGCCUUCCACCACUUACGUGUCAGGAUGGAACUAUUGUAUUCGACUCGAAGGCCAAGGCGGAAGUGCUAGCCAAGAUCUUUGCUGCCAACUCCACCAUGGACGUCCCCACCAACGCCCAAGUGCCGUCAAUUCAAAGGGUUCCCCACACUAUGCGGGAGGUAACAUUCAGGCAUAAGACCGCAAGACGAGUGCUCUUGUCGCUCAACAUCAACAAAGCUUCUGGUCCGGACUUGAUUCCUCCCAUUGUACUGAAGAGAUGUGCAGCGGAGCUUGCUCCAGUUCUUUCGCGUCUCUUCCAGAUAUCUUAUGAAUCCGGCACCUUCCCAGAAAACUGGAAAUUUGCUCAUAGGUGCAUAAAUCGCGAGCUUCUGGACUACCUCGAACGUCACAGCUUGAUUAGCGACAGGCAGUACGGUUUCCGGCACCAACGAUCCACAGGGGACCUCCUAGCUUACGUCACGCCACUGUGGAGUAAACUCAUCCAGUCUCAUGGUGAGGCUCAUGUCGUUGCUCUUGACAUCACGAAAGCGUUCGAUCAGCUGUGGCACGCUGCCCUCUUAAGCAAACUUCCAUCCUAUGGCCUCCCGGAAAAGCUUUGCAGAUGGGUGGCUGACUUUAUCUCUGGCCGCAAGAUAUCCGUCGUAAUUGACGGAUUCUCCUCUUCAUCCCACAACGUCAACGCGGGUGUUCCCCAGGGAUCGGUCUUGGCUCCAACACUGUUUCUCUUACAUAUCAACGACCUCCUUUCCUGCACGAUCAACCCAAUCCACAGCUUCGCUGAUGACAGCACUCUACAUGCAGGAAUUCAGAGUGACAAGCCGAUCUCUGCCGCUGAGCUGGAAAAAAGAAGACUAGCGACGACUUCUUCUCUGACAAGAGACCUGGAGGCUAUCACUGCUUGGGGACGCAACAAUCUUGUACAGUUCAAUGCUUCCAAAACACAGUACUGUACUUUGACGAACAAAAAGCGUCCUAGCGCUCAUACAGUUUCGAUGGACGGUCGAGUUCUACCAAAGAGCCAUUCAUUUCGGCUGGUCGGAGUCCAGAUCACCGAGGACCUGAUCUGGCACGAACACAUCUCUUCAAUAGCUGCAGCUGCUGGGAAAAAGCUAGGCUAUUUGUUUAGAGCUAAGAAGUACUUUUCUCCGCAUGACAUUCUCACUCUAUACAAGGCCCAGAUAAGGCCUAGCCUCGAGUAUUGCUCACACAUUUGGGGUGCUGCCGCCCCGACUACAUUGUCCAUGCUAGAUGCUGUCCAGAGGAGGGCGGUCCGACUGAUCGAUGACUCUUCUCUAACAGACAGUCUCGGGACUCUUUCGCACCGGCGGGUCGUCGGCGAUCUAGCUCUUUUCUAUCGCUACACCAACGGGCUUUGCUCCUCAGAGCUCUCUUCCAUGAUGCCGCCGCGCGAUGUGCCUGCCAGACAGACCCGCCUGACUUCGGCGUCCCAUCCUAACCGUGUCAAACUUCGUACAUCCAGAACUGGCCGAUACGACCGCUCCUUUGUCCCGAGGGUGUCUAGAUUGUGGAACAAUCUACGGGAGGAAGCUUUUCCCAGUUCUACUAACCUUAGGCAGUUCAAAAAUCGUAUCAACAAAAUUUCUGUACAUAAGACAUAA